Messenger RNA from Colletotrichum abscissum, 1143 nucleotides. RefSeq lists its product as uncharacterized. Lineage: Eukaryota; Fungi; Ascomycota; Sordariomycetes; Glomerellales; Glomerellaceae. Bases 1 to 1143 code for a protein of 380 amino acids. The record is from RefSeq and is a predicted model, not a curated record. Gene Ontology annotation, cellular component: endoplasmic reticulum membrane. The transcript is spliced from 3 exons. Gene Ontology annotation, biological process: lipid storage; lipid droplet organization.
AUGGAGGUGUUGAGCAAGGCGUCUCGAGUGGCCACGUCCAAAACUGCACAGAGGACAAUUGUGAACGCGAGCCUCCUCGUCGGCACGUCGUUAUUUCUGCUGCCCUUUGCUGCUAUCGCCUCUAUCCUUUUUUUCCGCGACUACCUACCUGAGCAAGUAGUGACGACCCCAGUCCACCUCCAGUACGGAUCAGGUGCAAAUCCCUUUGGAACAGCAACCAUCCCGACGUCUGCUCUGAGAUCGCAGCAGGAGUAUGAUGUGUCCGUCACGUUGUCUAUGCCUCGUUCGCCUGCCAACACACAACGAGGCAACUUCAUGAUUGCUAUCCACCUGCUGGAUGUUGGAGCCUUGUCGACGGGAAGCAACAAAAUACAGCCUCAUAUCGCUCCUGAACCCUAUGCUCAUUUCGACGGAAAGACAGUCCUUUUGUCUUCAAGGCGGCCCGCUUUGGUGCCAUAUCAAGAUCCAAUGGUAUCGACAGCGUCGCGAAUCCUCUUCCUAGCCUACCACGUUUUGUUCUCCGAUUCGGAAACUUGCGUACUGACCGUACCGAUGGCCGAGCGCGUGGAGUUGGCCAGAGGCUCCUCCUUACCCGCUUCAGCGUACCUUGAACUUCAGGGCGGCCAGGAUAUCGAGACAUACUCUGCCUCGAUUACGCUGACUGCUCAACUGCGGGGAUUGCGUUGGCUGAUGUACAACUACCGCGUGAUGACUCUGACCGCUGCCGUCCUGGUAUUCUGGGCAUCCGAGAUCAUAUUCAUGGCGGUGGCAUGGCUGGCAUGGUCUGGGCUUUCAGGAUCGUCACAGGGCUCUGGCAUCGGCAAUGGAGGAAUCGUGGAAAAGUCGUACAAUAAGUCGAUGGGGCAAGCCAAGCGAGAGGAAGGAAGUGGCAUCGAUGAGCUGUCGGAUGCCCCGAGGACGUUCCCGACCUAUGGGAACCAGGCUCCGUUACGGUAUGAGCCUGAAGUCAAGGACGAGCAGCAUGCGGGGCCUCGUGUGGAGGACCUGCUCCCGCUCGGUGGUGAGGCCGACGACGAGGAAGAAGAUGACGGAAGGGGCUUCAGGGGGGACUCGGGCAUUGGAACGAGUUAUAGUGAGGGAGGUUCCAGUAGUGUACGGCGGAGGUCAUCGCAUCGAAGUUGA